Python bivittatus (Burmese python) is the source of this 5865-nucleotide messenger RNA. NCBI's taxonomy places the organism in Eukaryota, Metazoa, Chordata, Lepidosauria, Squamata, Pythonidae. The record is from RefSeq and is a predicted model, not a curated record.
GGAGGUGGCUGGGCUGGGGGUGGUUCCACGGAGCUGGGAGGGAGGAGUCGAGCAGACCCGGGCUUGGGGGUGACCAUGGGUGGUUGAGGGGUGCCGAGUUUAGAGGCGGCCCAUGCUGGCGGCCAUGGCCGAGGAUUACUGGGACUCGCAAUAGCAGUAGCCGCCGCCAAGCAGUGACUCCAGCCAUUUCCCCAUCAUGGAUCGGAUGAAGAAGAUCAAGAGGCAGCUGUCCAUGACGCUGCGUGGGAGCCGAACUGUAGAGAAAAACCUCAACGAACCCAUCAAUAUAGAGGAGAACAACAGCAGCGAUAAUGGCCCCACAGUGAAGAGUGUGCGUCCCAGCACCUCCCGCAGCGUUCACGCCUUCCUGCACCACUACGCAGGCUCCUUCCGCAGGCCCCGUCUGGCCGUCAGCCGCAGCCUGAGCUCUCACCUCGGCCGCACCGCCCGAUUAGAAAUUGUUCAUGAAGACCUCAAGAUGGGUUCAGAUGGUGAAAGUGAUCAGGCAUCAGGAACAUCAUCAGAUGAGGUGCAGUCUCCAGUCCGAGUGCGCAUGCGGAACAACCCAACACGCAAGAUCUCCACUGAGGACAUUAACAAGCGCCUGUCACUCCCCGCUGACAUCCGUCUGCCUGAAGGCUACCUGGAGAAACUGACCCUCAACAGUCCUCUCUUUGACAAGCCAUUGAGCAGGCGGUUACGCAGAGUCUCUUUGUCGGAGAUUGGCUUUGGGAAGCUGGAGACAUAUGUGAAGUUGGACAAAUUGGGAGAGGGAACUUAUGCCACUGUCUACAAGGGAAAGAGUAAACUCACUGACAACCUGGUGGCCUUGAAGGAGAUCCGUCUGGAACAUGAAGAGGGCGCCCCUUGCACAGCUAUUCGGGAAGUUUCACUUCUAAAGGAUUUGAAACAUGCCAAUAUAGUGACCCUGCAUGAUAUCAUCCAUACAGAGAAAUCCCUGACUCUUGUCUUCGAGUAUUUAGAUAAAGACCUCAAACAGUAUCUAGAUGAUUGUGGGAACGUAAUAAAUAUGCACAAUGUGAAGUUGUUUCUGUUCCAGCUGCUGCGUGGCCUAGCCUAUUGUCACCGUCAGAAGGUGUUGCACCGAGACUUGAAGCCCCAGAAUUUGCUUAUUAAUGAGAGGGGGGAGCUCAAACUAGCAGAUUUUGGACUAGCCCGGGCAAAAUCCAUCCCCACCAAGACCUACUCCAAUGAGGUGGUAACACUUUGGUACCGACCACCUGAUAUCCUGCUGGGCUCGACGGAAUACUCCACCCAGAUUGACAUGUGGGGUGUGGGCUGCAUUUUCUAUGAGAUGUCCACAGGACGGCCACUCUUCCCAGGCUCCACAGUUGAGGAGCAGCUGCAUUUCAUUUUUCGGAUAUUGGGGACACCCAAUGAAGAGACGUGGCCUGGAAUCCUGUCCAAUGAAGAAUUCCGAGCCUAUAAUUACCCCAAAUACCGUUCUGAGGCCCUGAUCAACCAUGCCCCAAGGCUGGACAAUGAUGGGGUUGACCUUUUAGGAAAGCUGCUGCAGUUUGAGGGCAGGAAGCGGAUCUCUGCAGAUGAGGCCAUGCGUCACCAGUUCUUCCACAGUCUGGGAGAGCGGGUCCUCAAACUUCCGGACACAACAUCAAUAUUUGCACUAAAGGAGAUUCAGUUACAGAAAGAGACUGGGCUGAGAUCAGCUUCCCUGCCCGAAUCAGUGAAUGGUCAGAACGGACGACCAAGCCUGCUGCUUUGAAGCCUACAGAACUGGGUUGGCAAGGGUAGAAAGAAGCCAGGUUCCCCCUAUCCCCACCCCAUGGACAAUCUCCACUGGUGGCUUCUUUGUAUUGAACUGUGGCAUGAGAACUUGUGCUGGGAGUUUGCUGGGGCAAGGGCGGGGGGCCCUGGAACGGAGGAGAAACAUGACUGCCCUGGCACCAACAAGCUAGCCACCAAUUCUCUGUGCCGCUGGGACGGACUCUCCCUCCCUCCCCCUCACACACAUGGUGUUUCAUUUUAUUUUUUAAGUUUUAUUUUUUCAAUGCAAUAUUAUAAAUAUUAUAUUUACAAAUAUCUAUACAGAGAGAGAGAGAGAGACACCCCCCUACCCUAGCCUCUCCAGUAAUGGGGAGUGUACAGUAUUAACUAUGAGGGAGCCAAUCCCCUCCCCAUCUCAUCCCGAUAGUGGGCAAGGUGGAGGGAGGAGAAUCACAGGGGCCAGAGCAGUUCCAUCCUCUGCACUCCAUAAUCUAGGAAUUGAUGGGGUUGGGGAGGUUGUCAGUAUUUAGGAUGAUGGGUGGACUCCCCCUUCCCAGCUAUAAUUACUUUCUUUGGACUUGGUGGAGCAUGGUUUUCUUGGCCUAGCUCUGUAUAUUGAAGUCCGGAGGAGGAGCAGGCAACCAGGUGUCCUCUGAGAAUUCUCCAAUCUUGGGAAGAUGGUCCUUCUUUUCCUGUCUUCCUUCCUCUUGGGACUUCCUGGCUGCAAGGGUCCCCUCUUUCUGAACCCUUUUUGCUCAGUUUUGGAGCUGCUUCCAUCUCCUUCUCACACCAAAGUGGAGUCUCCCUUUUUUAUCCCUUGGAUCUUGACUGGUGCCUCACCUGGGCUUGCGCUUGGUCAGUGCUCUCAAUCCUAGCUUACUCCGGUUCAUCUGUUACGGCUCUUGUAUUACUUGCUUGGUACUCAGGGUUUGCAUUUCUCCCUUUGCCUUUCCAGACACAGUCCACUGACUUCUGGUCCAGAGACAGCCCACACAAGCAUCAGCUAUUCUAGAAGGCCUUGUGCAGGAAAUUCCCAGUGGAUUGUGCCUUGUUCUCUUACCACUGUUCUUUGUUUUUUAUGUAUACUACAGUCCCUAGGUGAUCAUGACUUGUAGCUUGUCUUAGAUUUCUUAUAUCCAAAUGACUAUGUUAUGAAUGGGCCCAUCUAGAUCUUUCUCUGUUGUGGCAUUUAUUUUGGCAUAAAAAACUUGGCGCCUUCCAAAAAUUUGGGGCAACAACUUUCCUCAGCUUCAGUCAGCAGGACCAGCAAUUUGGGAAUAUGGGAGGGGUCAUCCAAAACUUCUGUAGGGCUAAAAGUUGCCAGUCUUUGGUUUUCAUGCAAAUAAUUUGCCUUGUCCCAGUGCUGCUUAGACUUUCACAUUAGUUCCUGUGAUCUUCACACACCAUGACCGUCAUUGUAACAAUUUACAGUAGUGGCUUCUUAGUCCUUAGUUAUGCAGAUUACUGGCUCCCUUAAUCCCCAUUCUGUCUUGAAUCCAAAGUAAACCAACAGGUGUUCUGCAAUUAACCACCCAACCUCCAAUUAUCUCUUUUACUAUUGAGAAACAGAGAGAUACUUAAGAAGCAGUGGGCCCUUUCCGCAGCUCUUUAUUCCCUGGUUUCAAAGGCUGAUCAACUCCUGUCUAUGCCUCUUCUAGAGGAGCUAACCCCCUUUGCUUUAACCAGCAUCCCUCCAAAACUAUCUACUUUUUGGAUUGACUUUUUGGUCUUUGCUCAGAAGACUCUGAUGCCCUUUGCUUCUGCUCUAUGCUUUGCAGUCUUCAGCUCCUUAGAGAUUAAUCACUUUGUAUGUCAGAGCCUUCAAUAUUUAGACAGAAAAGUCUCCAUGGGCCCUGCCUGUGCAUUCUCAGAGAUUCGGGCUCCCUCUGCUUCCAAUUCUCCUACCAGGAGGAGAGCUGAUUUACAGGAAGAGGGAAAUGCCCAACAGCAUCACAGCUCCCAGGCCAGGACUGUUCCUUUCAGCUCAGGGCACAGAAGCUUCGGUGCACAGAAGCGAAGGGCGGGGAUCCAUCUCCUAGCGUAUGUGCUCCGGGGGGGUGUAGACAAGGUGGUACCAAUUUUCCCUCUUUGAUCAGAGCCUAUAUAUAUAUAUGUAUGCGUGUGUGCGUAUCUCUGUGUAUAUAUAUGUACAUAUGUAACCAUUUUUAUAUGCAGCAUGAAGCGCUUAUAAGGUUCCAAGAUCUUCCCUUGACGAGAGCCAUAAGAUGAACUGUUCUUGUUACUGUUACAACGCUCAGGCAACUUAAAGGGUUUCUGAAAAUGCCUACAGAGGACGUGCAGAGAUGUAGCCUACCUUGUGCACUGGGAUGCAAGGAGUUUGCGGUGCUGGUGACCUCUUGCCUUGGCAUUCAGAUGCCGCUGCCCAUGCCAUGGGAAAAUUUGGGGAAAAGCCUAGCCGACACGACUUUGGCCAGCAUUAGCCUCUGUGCAUAGGUUGAAAGUGACCAGUGCUCAGCUCAGGGGAUGAGAGGGUUGUGUUUACACAACAGGAAGGACCAGCCUCUUUCCUUCGAUUCAGUCAACAUCCACAGGUCCUUUUUUAGCCACUGACCUGCUUGCGUGAUCCUCCCCUCAGUUCCUGCCUCCUGGGCUUUUGACUCCCAGUUCCUUUCUUUUGUCUCCUCUUUCGACUGCACCUUAGAAACAGAAACCUCUAGUAGAGGAAUCAUUUCCUUGUCCCAUCUAUCCAGAGUUCUCACCUUCCUGCCUGGAACAUGUUCCUGAAGCGCUCUGGACCUAAUGGUUCAAAAAGUUCCCCUGCCUCAAAACUGACCUGUCAACGGUAGGUCUGAAAUGAGGUUACACUUCCAUCCAAUGGGAACUCGCCAGUCAGAAUCUGAAUGUUUUGUUGCUUCCAUCCUUGCAGACAUAAUUCUUCAAUAUGAUACAGCAGUAGACUUGGUUUGCUGCCAGAAUCCUGAUUAUAGUUGUAGAUGUACCGUGAGGCUAUAGCUGAGUUUGCUUAAUUUAAAAUCCUGCUCUUAGCAUAUAGGGAGUCAUCAGAAAAAACUGGAGAGAUCAGGAGAUGGUUUAACCAUGGUUUAUUCAAUGCAGUGUUAAAUCAUAGGUAACACAAACUCUGGGUUCAGAACCCCACUUGAAACCAUGGUUUUAAGGGCUGAUUUGCUGCAUUCUUUAUCCAUUGUUAAUCCGAGCAGACCUCUUAACCCUAGUGAAGAACCACAAGCCAUGGCUGAUUAAGUAUUGAGUCUGUGUGGGGCUGGCAGGAACUCAUAUUAUGCUGUGGUUGAGUAGAUUAGUGGAGAGAUAUGGCCAAGAUACACAGAGAUACCUUUGUGGAGGUGGUCCAGAAUCUAAUCUGAUUUUGUUACGGAAUUCCCGUUUUCUCUCUUUGCUGAAAGAAGAAAUGGGUCUCUAGAGUACAGAAAAAUGUAGCCAAGGUGUAAAACAUGAGAUUCUCCAAACACAAAUGGGCUUUACUGAGUUUUCAGGACUUCUGUUCAGGAAUUUGGGGAAGUGUGGUUUCAGAAUAAUGCUGAGAAUUUGGGAACAGCUUAGGGCCUAAACUGAGGAUUCAGAAUUCUCAGAGGUGACAGCAGGAAUGAAUGCCAUGAUGGCUAAACCAGUUUGCUUAUAGCAUGGAUGUAUUCUUAAUCCAAACCUAUUCAUGAGAGCUUUCAUGUGAGAAGAAAACCGAAGAUGGCCUGUUGGAUAAUGAAUGUACAGUGGAUUUGGAUGUUGCUUUUGAGGAGGGUGGGGAAGGGCAGAACCCCAGAAUUUGUUUCUGGACUGGAGGACUUGCAGGAAACAGAAACCCAGGAAUUGGAUAAUCAUUAGCAUAUGGAAUGGCUAUCUCCAUGUGCCUCCCCCACCUCACUCCUGCUUCCCUCCACAUCAAUGGAGUAGGUAUGGAGUUUCAGUUCUCAUAGUAUGGAAGAAGAAACUGUUCUUGUACAUAACUUGAAUUGGGGGAGCAACUUUCUGUUUCAAAGAUCAAAACUUACCAUUGUAGAAGAAAAGUCCCUAAGGAACAAAAUGAACAAUUUUUUCUCCCCCAGAUGCUCCUUCCACCUCCUUUGGGGUUAAUUAAUGCACCAUAUCCAAAUGUAUGGAACUGAUUAAAAGUCUCCAACAAUC